AUGAUCCAGGUGACCAACGGACAUGAGGCUCUUAACGGCUGGCGGACCGAGUCCAUGUACAGCUAUAGCGAGGCCGCGCACUUAGCGAACGUCUCUACCUCAACGGUCAAGAACUGGCUAUUCGGAUAUACGGUCAAGGGCAGGGAUGUUCCACCCCUCUUUCCAUCCAGCGAUGCUGCCAUGGUCUCUUUCCUUCAGAUGAUAGAAAUCAUGGUCGCUGGACGGUUCCGUAAGAGCGCAUUGGGGGGGAAGAGUGUUCCGUUCCGUGCGGUGCGAGACGCCUAUGUCAACGCACGAGAGUCGUGGGGCAUCGAGUACCCGUUUGCCCACAUGAGAUUGGAAGCGCUAGGUGGUCACAUUGUUCACUUCUUGAGAGAGGGUAGCUCGAUAGCCAGCUAUCAAUCCCUAGACGCCCCAGAACAAUGGACUUUGCCGGGGCUGUUGCGCGAAACGAUCGACCAAAUCGAGUAUGACGACGAGCUCGCAUCUCGAUGGUUCCCUAUAGGUAAGGCCGUGCCUAUCGUUGUUGACCCCAAGCUAAGCACGGGUCUGCCGGUAAUCAAGGGACGCGGGGUGACAGUGCAAGCAAUCCGCAAUCGAUUCAAGGCCGGCCUUCGCAUUGAUUUCAUUGCUAAAGACUUCGAAAUGGAGCCUGACCUCGUAGAGACAGCUCUGCAGUACGGGGAGAGGAUCGCCGCUUGA
Geodia barretti is the source of this 702-nucleotide messenger RNA. The record is from the annotation of a GenBank genome assembly. Lineage: Eukaryota; Metazoa; Porifera; Demospongiae; Tetractinellida; Geodiidae.